CAGUAUGUUCCACCAUUGAACUUUGCUCUUGUGGAAGACAAGAUAUAUCGGUCUGGAUUUCCCAUGCCAAUCAACUAUCCGUUUCUCAAACAAUUGAAGCUCAAGACAAUUAUCUACUUAGACAAGCAUGGAACAGCAGAAAUCAUGGCCCAGUACCAGGAAUGGCUAACUACAACAGACAUCAAGUUUCACAACUUGUUGAUGGAAGCGUCACAGGAGCCUUUCAAUCGACCCGAUGAGCAUCAACAAGCGCAGGAGUCACUUACUAUUGCUCUUCUGUUGAUGUUAGAUAAACAAAAUUUUCCCAUGUUGAUUCAUUCUAAUAAGGGAAAACAUAGAACUGGUGUUCUUGUAGGGUUGAUGCGCAAAUUGCUUCAGGGCUGGAGUAUGAGUGGCAUCUUUGAAGAAUAUGAGCAGUUUGCAAUGGGCAAGUCUGAGUUUGACUUGGAGUUUAUUGAGUUAUGGCAGCCAGAGUUGUGGGUGGAUGAUGGUUGCAAGCCCGAUUUUGUAAGAAUAUGA
Molecule: messenger RNA, 519 nt
Organism: Scheffersomyces stipitis CBS 6054
Lineage: Eukaryota; Fungi; Ascomycota; Pichiomycetes; Serinales; Debaryomycetaceae
Gene: SIW14.2
Exons: 2
Cellular component (GO): cytoplasm
Molecular function (GO): inositol diphosphate tetrakisphosphate diphosphatase activity; phosphatase activity
Source: RefSeq, a predicted model, not a curated record